Molecule: messenger RNA, 1170 nt
Organism: Lactuca sativa (garden lettuce)
Lineage: Eukaryota; Viridiplantae; Streptophyta; Magnoliopsida; Asterales; Asteraceae
Product: NDR1/HIN1-like protein 10
Biological process (GO): defense response to other organism
Cellular component (GO): plasma membrane
Source: RefSeq, a predicted model, not a curated record
AAUUUCAAAACAAACCCAAAAUUCUUAGAAAGAGAUUGCAAUUUGCUUAGACAUUUUUUUGAAAAUCCUGUAGAUAUUUAGUGGAGUUAGGCUUCAAGAUUCGGAUCACAAAGAGAUAAAUUGAUGCUCAUCUUUCCCCUACAAUGAUUUAUAUACUUUACCCAACUACCAAUCAUCAAAAUUUUCCCCAUAAUUUCAAUCCCAAUCCACCUCUUCAAUGGAGGAUCAAUCCAGACCCGUCACCGGCUACCCAGCUCACUCCGCCACCGGCUACCCAAACACCGCCACCGCAUACCCUUACGUUGCUCCCCCUCCAACUGCCCCACAGAAUCACGGGACAUACUUCCACGUUGCCGGAAACCGUUACUACUCCGAUCCAUACGCGACCCAACAACGCGCCACCUUCGUCCACCGUUUCUUCGCCAUCUUAAUCGGCUCUAUCCUCAUCACCGGGAUUAUCAUCUUCACCAUGUGGCUCAUCCUCCGCCCACAAAUCCCUCAGUUCCGAGUCGAAACACUAACCCUUUCUAACUUCAAUAUUUCAUCAAACUCAUUAGUUUCCGGCGAUUGGGACGCUCGUUUCAUUGUUCGGAACCCUAAUUCCAAAAUUACUCUUUUCUAUGAUCAAAUUGAAGCUGCCGUCUUCCACAAAUCGGAUUCAAUUUCAGAGACUACUGUGCCACCUUUUGUGCAGGGGACGAAGAAUCAGACUUCCAUUAAAGCAACAUUCGCUUCUUUGACAGCGUAUGUUGAUGAUCGAGAUAGCAUUACUGGAGAGAGGAGUCAUGGGUCGAUUAAUUUCAAUAUCAGAAUGAUGGCUAGGGUUCGAUUUAGGGCUGGUUCUUGGUGGGCUAGACGGAGGAUCUUGAGGGUUUAUUGCCCUAAUUUAUCAAUUGGGAUUUCUUCAAAUAGUAAUGGUGGAAAUCUGAUUGGUGGUUCGAAGGAAUGCAGGGUGGGUCUUUGAGUAGUGAAUGAGUUUCAAGGUAUAUUCUUGUGUUGUUCAACUUAUCAAUUGAAAAGCUACCAAUUUGGAGGUAGUUUGAAUGAUGUGAAUAAACCCUAGUUUUUGGUAUCUUGAUAUAAUGUUAACCAAUUGCAUAUUCUUGAAUCUUGAAUUCGAAUUUGAUUAGGUUCUAAUAAUGUUUAUAUAUUCCUUGAUUUUGGAGGCUA